AUAUAAAUAACCUAACUUCAUAGUAUUUAUGACAUUUACUUAACCCACUUAACCUAAAAAUCAUUCAAAAAGAAAAUGAGUGUCUCCUCAGAUUUACCAUUAGACCAAGAUCAAAUAAUUUUAGCUACAGCCGGAUAUGAUUACUCGAUAAAAUUAUGGCAUACUCAUCACGGAGUAUGUUUGCGAACCCUACAACAUGCAGAAUCGCAAGUAAAUACGUUAGAAAUUGCACCGAAUAGAAAUUUAUUAGCCGCUGCGGGUUACCAACACAUCCGAAUGUAUGAUUUGCAAUCAUCAACUGCAAAUUUUAUAGCUGAUUAUGAAGCGGAUUCGAGAAAUGUGACAAGUAUAGGUUUUCAAUCGGAAGGAAAGUGGAUGUAUUCGGGUGGGGAGGAUAAAUCGGUUAAAAUAUGGGAUUUACGAACUUCCAAUGUGACUUGUCCCAAAUCUUUUAAAUGUAACGCUCCUGUAAAUUGUGUUACACUUCAUCCAAAUCAAGGGGAGCUAUUUAUUGGAGAUCAAAUGGGAAAUAUUUAUCGAUUCGAUUUACGCACGGACUGCAAUGAACAAUUGGUAAAUAUUGAGUUAAUUCCCGAUGGCCAAUCUAUGAUUUUAGACAUAGACAUUACUAAAGAUGGUACGGAAAUGGCAGUAGUUAAUUCAAAAGGAAGAUGUUUUAUUUGGAGUUUAAUAUCAGGAAUUGGUGAUGUGGCCACUCAUUAUACACCUAAACAUAGAUUUCAAGCUCAUAAACGGCAGAUAUUAACAUGUAAAUACAGUCCUAAUGCUAGUAUUUUAGUAACUACAUCAGCUGAUCAAACGGCGAAAUUAUGGAAUACAAGUGAUUACGAAUUAUUACAGGAAUUGAAACAGGAAAAUCAAAGAUGGGUUUGGGAUGCAGCAUUCAGCGCUGAUUCUCAAUACGUUUUUACAGCAUCAUCUGAUUCAAUGGCAAAAUUAUGGAAUGUAAAAACAGGACAACUUGAAAGACAAUACGCAGGUCAUACGAAAACUGUUACAUCUAUAGCUUUUCGCGAUGUUAUUGCAGAUUAGGUAAUUAAUUUUGAAUUUCAAUAAGAUUGUUAAUUAUUUUAAAUAAAAUCUUAAGAUUUCUUUUUAUUAAAACGAAAAUAUUCCUGCUUAUUAUUAAGUUAUCAUGAUGUGGAUUUAUUGUUAUAGUAUUGUGUUUUUUAAUUAAGGUUUUUAUUUCUUUUAAGCUCAUAAAUAAUAUAAUCAUAAUACAUAAAAAUUGCACCAUCUACAUAAUCAUCUAUAAUCAAUUCUAUUAAGUUGAUUAAAAACAUGUACAUAAAUAAAUAACUCCUUAAAAGAAAGCAAAUGAAAUUUCAAA
Molecule: messenger RNA, 1351 nt
Organism: Onthophagus taurus
Lineage: Eukaryota; Metazoa; Arthropoda; Insecta; Coleoptera; Scarabaeidae
Source: RefSeq, a predicted model, not a curated record